AUGCACGCUGCCGCGGAUGUCGAGGCGGAAACCGAGGCCGAGGCGGCGGCAGCCGCUGCCGCCGCCAGCGACGACAGCAAGGCCCACAGUGUGGGCCUAGGCAUGCACAUCCGCGGGCGUUCCGCGUUCAAGGAGGGCCUCACAGAUGAGGAUGACCCCGCCCGCUUCCUCUUUCACCAGUCGUUGAGCCAGGCAGCGCUGGCGGGCAACUGGGCCGCCGCCGAGGCGGCCGUGGAGGAGAUGGCGCAGGCGGGUUACGUGCCUGGCCCGCGAGCCUACCACGCGCUGGUGUUCAGCUAUGUCAAGGCUCGCAAUGCGAGUGGCGCGCUUGGGUCCAUUCGGCAGUGCUGGGACGCCGGCAUCACGCCGCUGCCUGAGACCUACGCUGCGGUGGUGGCAGCGCACGUGGCAGUGGGCGACCUGGAUACAGCCGAGGCAGUGUGCGCGAGCAACCGCCGUGCGGGUGUAGAUUGCAGCAAGAGCUGGCAGCAGCUGGUGGCAGCGCUGCUAAGGGCGGGGGAGCUCGAGAAGGCCAACGACAUGCUGAGCCAGGGAGAAGCUGAGGGCAUGCAGCCCAGUGAGGCUGUGUAUGAAGCCCUGAUCCAGCAGAUGUGCUUGGAGCACAACUUGGAAGGCGCUACAAAUCAUCUGCAAGCCAUGAAAGAGCGUGGCCUGCAGCCCUCGCUGGCCCACUACGAGCCCGUCAUCUCUGAGCAUGCCAUCCGUGGCGACACGCAAGAGGCACAGCGCUUGCUGAUUGACCUGUUGAGUUCUAACACCACCCUUCCGGUUGGCACACUUGCUGUGUGCUACACAGUGUUUGAGGCACAGCUGCGGGCUUCCCAGACAGUGGCAGAGGUGACAGAGUAUGAACGCCGCAUGAAGCAGAUGCUGCUGCGCCACGCCAACCUGCCCGCUGAGCUGUACGAGGUUCUGUCAGCAAUGAGCCGCGAGGAGAGGGCGAUCCCCCCGGUUGCCAUGCAUACAGACCAGCACGGCUGCACAGUGUUGGGGGCUUGGGUGCGGUUUCGCCUGGGCCAGACAGAUGACCCGCUGCCAGGCGAGGCGCAGGACCCCACGGCGGUGGGGCAGCCAGCCAGUGGCAGCAGUGCGGCUGUGAGCGGCACCAUGGACAUUGAUGGCGUGCAUGUGGACCCAUUGCUGCUGUCAGUGGUGGAUCCGGCAGGCAACCCGGUAGCGGUGUCGCGCAUGUCGGUGAAGGAGCUGCGCGCUGAGCUGGUGGCACGUCGGGCAACAGUGUCGGGCAACAAGAAGGACCUGGCCAAGCGGCUGCAGGCGAGUGGAUGUUUUUAA
Messenger RNA from Chlorella variabilis, 1314 nucleotides. RefSeq lists its product as hypothetical. The coding region runs from base 1 to 1314 and encodes 437 amino acids. The record is from RefSeq and is a predicted model, not a curated record. Gene Ontology annotation, molecular function: protein binding. NCBI's taxonomy places the organism in Eukaryota, Viridiplantae, Chlorophyta, Trebouxiophyceae, Chlorellales, Chlorellaceae. The transcript has 7 exons.